This is a messenger RNA of Chlamydomonas reinhardtii, 6223 nucleotides long. RefSeq lists its product as uncharacterized. The record is from RefSeq and is a predicted model, not a curated record. The transcript is spliced from 11 exons. Gene Ontology annotation, molecular function: ATP binding; protein kinase activity. Bases 57 to 5864 code for a protein of 1935 amino acids. Gene Ontology annotation, biological process: protein phosphorylation. NCBI's taxonomy places the organism in Eukaryota, Viridiplantae, Chlorophyta, Chlorophyceae, Chlamydomonadales, Chlamydomonadaceae.
CACACACACACACACACACACACACACACACACACAGGCCAAGUGGCACGGCACAGAUGUGGCUGUCAAGUGCCUACACACACCCGGGGGCGGCGUGGCCGAGCAGCUGGCUGAGGCACCCAAACAUCGCCUGCCUGUACGCCAUAGUCAUCCCCGACCACCUCAUAGCAGCCGCCAACGCCACUGCUGCUACAGCCAUAACAGCCGUCCCCAGUGCUACAGCCUCCGCCGCGCAGCCACCGGCGCCGGCACCAGCGCCAGCGCCGCCGCUGCCACUGAGCCCCGGCGCCGCGGGUGUCAUCGCUCCCUCCAGCGGUCUGCCGCUGCUACUGCCGCCCGUGCCCUUCGCGGCAGCCGUGAACGCCGAGCCACACGCGCGGCCGCAGCAGCCAUCCCACACGCCGCAGCUGUCGCACCCGCAACCCCAUGCGGCCUCCUCGGGUGCUACAGCCGGCUACGAUGCUGCUACAGCCGCCCACCAGGCCGCGGCCACUGCUACAGCCGCAGCCCUCCAAGGCGGCGGCGGCGCCCACCAUCAACUCUACCACUACAGUGGCGGCGGCGGCGGCGGCGGCGGUGGCCACGUGUCGCCGCCGCCGUCGCCCUCCUCCGUACCCUCCACCGUACUGCUUUCGGAGUACGAAGUCAGCAGCGGCGGCCACGACGGCAUGUCAGUUUACGGCAGCCGUACGGCCAGUGCCGCGCACAGCGUCGGCCUCAGCCGCGCCAGCACCCUGAUGGCGGCGCAGGGCAGCGGCGGCGGCGGCAGUGGCAGCGGCGGCGGCAGUAGCAGCUCCGGCACGCCGCCGGCGCCGGCGCUACAGCCGUCCACUACGCCGCCGCCGCUGUCGGGUCUGACGCCGGCGCCCUCGCAGUUGCCGCCGCCGCUGGCGGCUGGCUCGGGACCGGUCCCUGGCAUGAUGCCCGCUGACGAGUGGCAGCAGCAGCAGCAGCAGCAGCAGCAACAUCAGCAGCAGCAGCAGAUGCAGCAGCAAUUGCCACAGCAGCAACUGCCGCAGCAGCAGCAGCAACUGCCACAGCAGCAACAGCAGCAACAGCAGCAACGCAGCGCCAGGGCAGCGGCGCAGACCCGGCCGCCACCGCAGCUGGCGCCGCCGCCGCCGUCGGCGUUCGCGGGCUUCUCAGCCACUGGCCCGCAGUACGUGUCCGGCGGCGGCGGCGGCGGCAGCGGCGGCGGCGGCGGUGGCGGCGGCGGCGGCGGCGGCGGCGGAUCGGGAUCCGGCACGCCCACGUGGAGGUCUGGCGGCGGCGGCGGCGGCGAUGGCGGCGCCGGCGGUACCACUGGCGGUGGUGGGCCUGUCGACACUGGCGGCGGCGGCCGGGGUGCGCCGGCGGCGGCGGUGCAUGCAGGUGGUUCCGUUGGCGGCUUUCGGUCUGGCGGCGGCGGCGGCGGCGGCGGCUCUCACGGCGGCCCGCCGCCAGGCCAGCUGUACGGCGGUGCUGGGCUGCAACGCAGCGGGCGGUUGCCGUCCAUCCGGGAGCUGCCCUCCGUGGAUGCCUCCACGGACGACGAAUUCGCCAUUUCCGCCGCCGGACUGAUUGCUACUGCCGGCGGCCGAGGCGGCGGCGGCGGCGGCAGUAGCAGCGGCGGCGGCGGGCUGGGAAGUGGCGGCGGCGGUGGCGGCGGCAGCUUUCUGAGCUCGAUUUGUGGCGGCAGCAGCAGCGCCGGCGGCAGCGCGAGCGGGCGCCGCUCGACGUCGCCGCUGUUUCCCAGUGGUGGCGGCGGCGGCAGCGGCGGCGGCGGCGGCGGCGGCACUUCAGGUCUGGUGGCGAGCGGGCGCGCGAACUCGGCGGAAGCACGGCUGGUGGCGGCGGUGACGGCGGCGGCGGCGCGACUGGCGGCGCUGGAGGAGGCGGCGGAAGAAGCCGAGUCCACGGAGGGAAGUGGUGUCAGUGGUGACAAUGGCGGCGGCGGUGGCGGCGGUGGCGGAAGUGGCGGCGAGGCGAAGUUUGAGUCUCUACCGCAAGGCUUGCCUUCUCAAUCGCCGCCGGAGCAGCAGCAGCAGCAGCAGCAGCAGCAUGGGGAGCAGCAGCAGCAGCAGUUGCAGCUUGGGGAGCAGCCGGCGCCGACGGAGCGGCCGCAGCAGCAGCCGGGGCAGCGGCUGCAGGAGUCGUUGGCAGUAGCGGGAGAGGAAGCGGGAAAAGCGGCAGUAGCAAUAGCCGCGGUGCCAGCGACAGCAGGCGAGAGCGACGAGGAGGGGGAUCACGGGUACACCAGGUACCACACCGCCCAGGGCUCGCUGGGAGGCGGCGGCAGUAGCAGCGCCAGUGGCAGCCGCAAGCAGGGCGGAGGUGACGGCAGUAGCAGCAGCCCGGGCGACACCAGCGGCGGCAGCGGCAAUGAUGACGUCACGCGCCGGCGCCGCCGCCGUAGCGGCCGCCGGCAGCAACCGGAAACACUGACGUACGUCCCCUCUGUCGGCGGCGGCGGCGGCGGUGGCGGGCUGGGGCUUGGCGUGUCAGGUACAAUUCGGGAGGAGGAUUCGGCUGGCGGCGGCAAUACGGAGAGCGGCGACCUUGCAGUCAGUGGCGGCGGCGGCGGGCAAGGCGCCAGUGGCAGUGGUGGCGGCGGGCAAGGCGGUAGUGGCGCCGACGUUCAUUAUCCGGUUUUCUUCAUCUCAGACCUUUUCACAAGCGGCGCCGGCGGCGGCAGUGACGGCCAGCGGCGGCGCCGCCGCCGCCACCGCCGCCGCCAGCAGCGGCAGCUCGAUGUCAGCGGCAGCAGCGCCGGCGAAGGCGAGGGCGGUGAUGGUGGCAGUAGCAUUGGCGACAGCGGUGGCGGCAGUGGCGGCAGUAGCAGCUACAACACAGAUGAGGAGGCGCUGAUGUAUGCUACAGCCCAGGAUGGGCUGGCGCUACUGCUGGCCGGCAGUAGCAGCAACGCCCUGGCAAGCACUGGCGGCGGUGGGAACGGCGGUGGCGGCGGGGGCGGCGUGGGGGCUUCGGGCUCAUUGCUGUUCCACACGGCACGCACCGCCUCCACGCCCACGCCCACGCCCACACCAGCGGUCUCUUCUGCGGGCCCGCUGCCACUGCCGCCCCCGCCGCCGCCGCCGCCAGCCGCGCCGUCGAGCAGCGCCGAUGCCAUCGCCGCCACCGCAGCAACGUCGGCAGUAGCAGCGGCAGCGGAGGGCUCCGGUGGUCUCCGGGGUGCGCUGUCGCCCGCAGGGCCGCAGGAGGCCGCGUCACCACCGCCGCCACCACCGCCGCCGCCGCCGCCGCCGCCAGCAGCGACAGCCCACCACGGCGCCGGUGGCAGCCGCGCCGCCGGCGCGCCCACUACUGCCGCUGCGGCUGCCCCCACCAGCGCCUUCGCACCGGCCGCCGCCGCGGCGCAAGAGCCCGAGCCACAACAACCGCCGCAGCCGCAGCUACAGCUGCAGCUGCAGCUACAGCCGCCACCUCGUCCCGGUCCCCCUCCUGCUACAGCCGCCCGCGGCCUGGCGGCGCUGUCCCCCUUCGCGCCGCUGAGUCAGCGCCAGCUCACCAUGCGUGCCGCCUCCCUGGAGAGCCAGCUGUCGCUACUGCCGCCCUCGCUGCUACAGCCGACGCCGGCGGCGGGCGGGGCUGGCGGCUGUAGCGGCGGGGCUGGUGGAGGCGGAGGUGACGACGACGGCGGCGGCGGCGGCGAAGGGGGUACGGCUGGCGUCACGCGGGGCGCGUCGGACGGGGCCGUGCCGGCGGCGGCUGCGGCGGCGGCUGUAGCUGCUACUGCCGCCGCCGAGGCGGAGGCGGCUGCAGCAGCAGGGGGCGGUGCUGUGGAGCAAGGGGCUGCCGGCGGGCAGGGCGCGCAGGGGGAGGAGUCCCGGCAGGAGCGCUGGCGGCGGGAGGUGCAGCAGCGGCGGCAGCAGCAGCGGGCGGCGGCAAUGGCGGCGGCGCCGCACUCCGUCCGCUGGGCCAUCCAGCAGCAGGCAGCGCCGCCGCCUGCUACUGCCGCUGCUACAGCCGGUGGCAGCGCCGCUGAGCCGCCGCCUGCUACAGCCGUGCCGGCGGGCUUCAUGCAGAUGUCUCCCGCGGCGGCGGCGGCCGCGGCGGCAGCGGCCGCGGUGCCCAGCCGGCGCCUCGACGCGCUCCCUCCAACAUCGCAGCAGCAACUGCAGCUACAGCCGUCGCCAACGGCAGCUACAGCCCUCUCCUCCGCAACCACCAUGCCUCCGCCGCGCCACUCGCAGUCGCCGCCGCCGCCGCGGCCGCCGCAGCCGCCGCAGCCGCCCGCGCCGCCGCUUCGUUCUGACGCCGCCACCGCCGCCGGCGCCCGCGGCGCAGCAGCCGCCAUGACUGCUACAACUGGCGGCGCAGUCGCCGGCAGUAGCCGCAGCGCCGCCACCGCCGCCGCCGCCGCCACCGACCUCGGCGGCAUUAGCCUCAACCUGGGCUUGGGCCUGGGCCUGGGUCUGGGCCGAGGCCGAGGCCGGGGGCCCGGCGGCGCCGCCGCCGCCGGCAGCGGCGGCACGGUAACCGCUGGCACGCCCCCCCUCACCCCAGCACCCCCCGCGCCAGCUGCUACAGCCGGGCCCUUCGCCGCAAGGGCGCCCCCCAGCAGCCUUGCUAAGCCGCUACAGCCGCCGCCGCCGGUGGCCAGCGCGGCGCUGCUCCGCUCCGCCUCUGGAGCGUUGGUGCGGCGGCUGGGCAGCCUGGGGGUGGGGCUGGCGGCGGCACCCAGCAGUGUGGGGAGCGGCAGCGGCAGUACGACAGGCACGGAGGCGGCGGAGGCGGAGAACAACAGGCUGAUCGCCAACGCCGCCAUCCGCGGCCCGGCGCUCAUGUCCGAGUACCUGUCCGGCCACUCCAUCCGCUCGGCGCUGCGGCGGCGCAGCGACGUGGUCCGGAGCGGUCUGGCCCGGAUCAAGGUGGCGCUGGACGCGGCGCAGGGCAUGGAGUACCUUCACAGCCGGGGUGUGGUGCACCUCAACCUCAAGACCGGCAACCUGCUGGUGGGGUAUGCGGAGCAGCAGCCCGCGUGCAAGGUGUGCGACUUCGGACUGCGCGGUCCGGCCCUGCUCGCCGCAGCCAUCGCGCGCACAGCCGUCGUCGCCGCCGCCUCCGGCCAGCUUCCGCCAGCGGCCGCUCCGGCUCCUGCUCCGGCUCCGCCGGUGGCGGUGGCGGCCGCCACGGCCCAACUGGACUCGGCGCUGCUGGCACGCAGCCUGCCGUGGACGGCACCCGAGGUGGUGCGCUGCCCGAGGGAGGUCACGGAGAAGGCCGACGUGUACUCGUUCGGCAUUGUGAUGUGGAGCCUGUGGACACGCACCGAGCCCGGACCCGCCUGGAUGACCGCAUCAGCCUCACCAGCCCCCGCCCCAGCCCCCGCCCCCGCCCCCGCCUCAGCAGCACACCCCGCCUCGGAUUCGGGCAUUGCUGCAGCUGGAGCAGCAGCAGGCGCGGCAGGAACAGCAGCAGGCGCAGGUGCAGGGGCGGCAGCAGGCGUAGCAGCAGGCCGCGUACAGGCGGCGGGGGUGGACCGGGCAACAAACGCCGCCAGCAGCAGCAGCAGCAACUGCGGUCGGGCGCUGCUGGACCGCGUGCUGGCGGGGGAGGAGCCGCGGCCGCCGGUGCCGGGCUCCCCUGACUGGCCUCCCUCGGAGCCCUGCCCCUCGCCGCUGGCCCCCGGGUGGGCUGAGCUCAUGGCCGCCUGCUGGGCGCCGCAGCCCGCCGCCCGGCCCACCUUCACACAGGUGCUGGAGCGACUGAGGGUCAUGUUUGCCGAGGUCAAGAGCCAGCGCCGGGCGGCGCGGGCGGCGGCGGCGACGGCAGGGCGUGGAGGCGGCGGCGGCGGCGCUGGUGGUGGCGGGUCGUCUAGGGCCAGUGGGGGCGGCGGCAGGGCGGCAGUCGCCGGGAGAUAGGGGGGCUGGGGAGUUGCGUCUGAUUGCGAUGGGCAGUUGCCGUGGGGUGUGCGGCUCCCGUCGAGCGAGUGUUUGGGGGGGGGCGCUGGAGGGCUGGCUGCUGGGCUGGAGCUGCAACGGACGUCAGUAGCAGGCGCGCGAGUGCAGUAGGGGCUAGGGCGACCGGAGACCUCCGCGACUCGUGCGGCGGUGGGGAUGUGUGUGUACACGUGCGCGGAUGUGUGUUGUUCGUGACGCAUAGAUAGCUGCUGCGCGUUGGCUGUGGCACAAGAUGCGCAUUAUUGGUGCUUGUGUUGGGAGUGCAGCAACGAACAAUUUGGCGAGUUUGAAGAGGCGGGGUUGUGUAACAGGAGAUCGUG